This is a messenger RNA of Cannabis sativa, 1413 nucleotides long. RefSeq lists its product as uncharacterized. The record is from RefSeq and is a predicted model, not a curated record. Bases 1 to 1413 code for a protein of 470 amino acids. The transcript has 2 exons. NCBI's taxonomy places the organism in Eukaryota, Viridiplantae, Streptophyta, Magnoliopsida, Rosales, Cannabaceae. Gene Ontology annotation, molecular function: RNA-DNA hybrid ribonuclease activity; nucleic acid binding.
AUGAUUGCUGCAAAGUCUGAUGGAGGAUUGUGUUUUCGUAGCUUACAUGACUUUAAUCUUGCUAUGCUUGCCAAGCAAGGUUGGCGUCUCUUGUGCAAUCCUGAUUCCCUUGCGGGAAAAAUCUACAAAGCUAGAUAUUAUCCUCAGUCGGACUUCAUUUCUGCUGAUUUUGGUAACAAUCCUAGCUUUGUUUGGCGAAGCAUUUGGAGCUCUCAAGAGCUGUUGCGUUCUGGAAUUCGGAGAACAAUUGGAUCUGGUACAAAUGUUAAUAUUCUUAACCAUCCAUGGCUUCCCAAUUUGAAGAAUCCUUAUGUUUCAAUGCAUCAUCCUGGGUUAGUAAAUAAAUAUGUUGAUUCUCUCUUUCUAACCGAGACUAGAGCUUGGGAUGUGGACAUUGUCAGAGACAUGUUUACUGCCUCAGAUGCUGCUGCAAUUUUAGGAAUUCCCCUCAGUCAAAAUGCAAACUGUGAUUCUUGGUCUUGGAUGUAUGAGAAUACUGAGGAGUUUUCGGCUGCUGCAAACACCCUUCCCACUUGUGUGAACCUUGUCAUCAAGCAUGUUGAAGUUGCUAUGGUAUGUCCUGUGUGCACAUCUCAGCCCGAAACAACAUCUCAUGCUCUUAUUUUCUGCAACUUUGCUCUUGCCUGCUGGAGAAAGGUUGGAGUUUCUUUUGUCUUUGAUCCUGGUGGCCAUUUUCGAAGUUGGUUGGAGCUUAUCUUUACCACGGCCACUGCAGAACAAGUGAGUACAGUUGCCAUGGUCUGCUGGACUCUUUGGAAAGCUAGGAGCAACACGGUUUGGAAAGGUAAAAAUACAUCUGUUUUGAAUGUCAUUGUAUCAGCCACGGUUGCACUUGAUCAUUGGAGGAAAGCUCAGGACAAGAACUCACUAUCAUCGUUAUGUUUCAGCAAUAAGGAUGAUGGUGCUGAGCGUUGGACUAAAUCCGACAUGGAUAUAAUCAAGUUAAAUGUUGAUGCAGCGAUUCUUGAAAGAGAAGAGCAAUAUGGCUUCGGUAUUGUGGCUCGUGACCAUUUUGGCAGCUGUUUAGAGGCUCGGACAGGCAGUUUUGGUGGAGUCUACCCUGCUGCAGUCAUAGAAGCUUUGGGCAUCAAGGAGGCACUUAGUUGGAUCAAAGCUAAAAAUUGGUCUCAUGUUGUGAUUGAAACGGAUAUCUUAGUUGUGGUCCAAGCGGUGCGUAGCUCACAAACACUAGGGUCUACUUUCGGCUUGAUUAUUCAAGACUAUCGUCUUGCUUUAUUAUCUUUGCCUAAUGUCCACUUAUAUUUUGUUAAACGAUCUGCAAAUCGUGCUGCACAUUAUGUUGCUAGGCAGUCUCGAUUUUAUGCUGGUUGUAGCGUUUCUGAAUUCCCAAUUACCUCUGAACUUCAGGAUAUUUUGUAUUCAGAAAGCUAG